AUGUUCCUGGAACUUGCUACUCUCCACUACGAAGUCCUCGGUACUCAGCCACACAGAAUGAGAAACUUCUCGGAGCGCAGGAGGAGUACCAGCGAGUUGGAGAGCUUGGUGCGAAGUCUGGUAUUAUGUAAUUGAUCAAGGCAGACACUUUAUCAAUAACCCUGGUUUAUGCCGGGGGGUACCCUGACAAACAGCUAGCAGCAUUCAAGCCAUUCUCUGACGUUCCCAGAAUCUCCCCACUCGUGGGGCAAAUGGUUGCCGGAUUAGCAGGGCUAAAGCAGGCCUUCGCACCGCUCUUCUCUGGGCCCGCCAAAAGGUAUGCUUAUUUCCCCAGCACGCGAGAGGGACACACUAAGCCCACGAGGAAAUAGACACUGUCGGCGUUAUAGCCACUGGUAUCGACGUAGCCCUCCAUAAAUCCCUCUGCGCCCGCUAUGAACACAUCCAAGCAGAAGCCACCCAGCGUGCAAAUGGAACCCUCUCCUUAGUCAUGCAAACAACCUCUAAAUCUGCCAUCGAGUACAGCCCCCUCAACGGUGGGAACGCGAUGGGAUUCUCAGAUGAACUGCAGCAAUGCACCCCCCUUCCCCCCUGCCACCCUACUCUUACUAAUUGACUGCUGAAGGGCUCGUCUACCUCUUCGAUUGGACAAACCCACCAGACGAUUCAUACAUCUUUGAUACAGAAUAGUGACUGAAAAAGGGGUGGAAGGGAUUAGAGGAGACCAAAGGACUAUAUUUUCCCAGUCAGUAUCUGAACGACGCUUCUCAUGAGCAUGACCUGAUCUCUUCUUACGGCAGGGAGUGCUAUGCCAAGUAGAAGGCUAUAAGUCAGAGGUACGAUCCUGGGCGGUUCUUCCAGAGGCCAUCCUAUGGGGGUUUUUUAUUGGGGGAUGCAGAGGGGAACUUUUUGUAGUCUAUCUACCUUUCGAAGGAGGUGGGUCUGAUAGUCAUGUAAUAUCACUCGGAUAUAGUUUAUUUGAGAGAUACAAGAGCAAUAUCAACCAUCUGGGUUACCAGAAGUGAUGCAGCAC
This is a messenger RNA of Tuber aestivum (summer truffle), 1033 nucleotides long. The record is from the annotation of a GenBank genome assembly. Lineage: Eukaryota; Fungi; Ascomycota; Pezizomycetes; Pezizales; Tuberaceae.